This is a messenger RNA of Exophiala oligosperma, 2925 nucleotides long. RefSeq lists its product as uncharacterized. The record is from RefSeq and is a predicted model, not a curated record. Gene Ontology annotation, biological process: carbohydrate metabolic process; cell wall organization. NCBI's taxonomy places the organism in Eukaryota, Fungi, Ascomycota, Eurotiomycetes, Chaetothyriales, Herpotrichiellaceae. Gene Ontology annotation, molecular function: 1,3-beta-glucanosyltransferase activity; glucan endo-1,3-beta-D-glucosidase activity. The coding region runs from base 375 to 2591 and encodes 738 amino acids. Gene Ontology annotation, cellular component: extracellular region; fungal-type cell wall; cell surface. The transcript is spliced from 2 exons.
UUCUGCCUUUUCCGUUUCUCUUUGCUGUACAGUACGAAUGUCCUGAUCUUACGCUCACUGCCUUCAUUCGCACCUUUGAGUGACUAUCCGAUCACUUUGUUUCAUCUCGACUUCAGCUGCGCCCAUUCCCAUUAGGCUGCGCCCCCCUCUAAGAAUACCAUCAUCCCGCCCAUGCAGUCUCUGCACACUGCACUGUCGAGGGGCCGUUGACACUCCCUUUCUGUCCAGGACCCUCACAUUCGCUUCCUCCUCAAUUGGAAUUGUCAUUGUCGCACAAUCCAGACGAUCGCUGAAUCCAAUCUACAUUCACUCUUUUUAAACUUGCACACCAAGCCAGGGUCCGUGCCGCAACGGGAAGUGGCAGCGAGAACACAAUGUCCAACGGCAGGACAUUUUCCUUUGAACACAAUGACGACCAGGACAAUUUAGAAAUGCAAGGGCAACAGCCCCAGCCAUAUCAGCCUCAUGCCUACCAGGACGACCAUUCCAGAAAUAUCACAUCUCCUCCGCCCGACUAUGCGCCCCCAUCACCCCAGCGUUUGCCAGAACGCUCCUCUCCCUCAACCUCACCACGAAGACGACCCAUCCCUCAAGACACUCACCUUCUGGGCGAUUCUACUCCCACCAGAACUCAAUCCCGAGACGUAGAUUUCGAUGAAUUGCCCGCACCGCCUCCUCCACCUCACAGAACCAGUCCGACCCGAUUGCCCAGAGAGACCCCUGGCUAUUCACAAUCCUACCGACCCUACUCAGACGUCACCACGGGAGCGGACAAUUACGGAGAACAAGCGGCAGGAGGGGGAUUGGACACAGUAGCAAGAGGUGUUGCAGAUAUUCAUUCCAGAGAAAGCGGCGUAGAGGCCAUGCGAUCGUUACCUCAGUCCUACGCUCCCUACAGUUCAGCUUAUGGUCGAGACCCUAGCCCGUAUCAGCAAGACUUGCCUCCAUCGCACCUGCCUUCGCGGAACUCAUAUGGCUCUUCCUUUGCUCUGGCAGCGGGAGCCGCUACCCCUCCAAAUGGCUCACCUGGUCCAAGAUCUUCAGCCUUUUCUGGCAGAAGCAUUCCACUCGACGAUUACAACGGAGGUCUCAACCGGCCUAUGUCCUACUCAGGUUACCAAGACUCCCCCUACCAGACCCCGUACAAUCCCUCAGUAAGUUCAGCCAAUAUCAUGAACCAAGCGCAUAUCAACCCCAACAACAUUCUCGACGACGGGGAUGAAGAGUUCUCCCAUGCCCAGCAGACGCCAAGUCGGCCAAAAGGAGCUGGCAAUGCAGGCGCUGCAGCUGCAGCUGGUUCCGGGACUGUUGGAGUCUUGAGUGGUCUGUUUGGGCGCAGGGUCAAGAAUGUGGCUUCUAGUGGUUCAUACGAUCCUGUUGGAAAUGGCACAAAAGCCGAGAAGAGUGACUGGCUAGCACAACAGACCCACGGCAAGCGGAAAAUGCGACGGUGGGUGGGAAUUGGCAUUGGAUUGUUUGUUGUCCUCGCAAUCGUUGGUGCCAUUGUCGGCGGCGUUCUUGGGACACGCAAUUCUGACGGUGGUUCUGGUUCCUCUAGCGACGAUACCAACAAUGCUUCCUCGGAUACGGCAAACAAUGGUGACUUGGGCAAAGGCUCGUCUGAAAUCCAGGCGCUUAUGAACAACAAGAAUCUUCACAAGGUUUUCCCAGGCAUGGAUUAUACACCCUGGGGCACUCAGUACCCGUUGUGCUACACAUAUCCGCCUUCGCAAAACAACGUCACCCGAGACAUGGCGGUGCUCUCUCAGCUGACGAAUGUUGUGCGUCUCUAUGGCACAGAUUGCAACCAGACCGAGAUGGUGUUGCAUGCAAUCGAUCGUUUGGAAUUGACGGACAUGAAAGUCUGGAUGGGAGUUUGGAUAGAUACCAAUCAAACCACGACCGAUCGACAGAUUGAUCAGAUGUACAAGAUCCUAUCAAACACCAAGGACCUCUCAGUGUUCAAAGGCGUUAUCGUCGGCAAUGAAGCAUUGUACCGUGCGGGAGAAGACAAAUCACAGUCGGAGCAAGAAUUGAUCGAUAUCUUGACCGAUGUCAGGUCGAAAUUCAAGAGCAAUGGAUACGAUCUGCCCAUUGCCACCUCGGACCUGGGUGACAACUGGAACGCACAACUUGUACAAGUUGUGGAUUAUGUCAUGUCCAACAUCCAUCCCUUCUUUGCUGGGGUCACUGCUGAGGUCGCGGCUGGUUGGACGUAUGAUUUCUGGCAGAACCACGAUGUGAUCUUGACUGAAAGUCUUCCAAACGUGAAACAAUUGAUCAGUGAGACCGGAUGGCCCAGUGGUGGAGGGACGGACUGUGGUGGAUCGGAUGGUGAUUGUUCACCCGGGCAAAGCGGGUCUGUUGCCGGGGUUGAUGGCAUGAAUACCUUUAUGAACGACUGGGUGUGUCAAGCCUUGUCUAACGGCACGGAUUAUUUUUGGUUUGAAGCAUUUGAUGAGCCUUGGAAAGUCAUUUACAAUACCCCUGGGAAAGAAUGGGAGGACAAAUGGGGCCUCAUGGAUCCAGGAAGAAACCUCAAGCCUGGCUUGAAGAUUCCAGACUGUAACGGUCAAACGGUGGGAUCAUGAUGUACCCUUUACUCCGUAAUGGUGUUUGCAUUAUCCUUGAGCAUGAAAAAGUAUAUGAGCCACCACCUAGAGUGUCUGGGAUGUAUUGUAUAGUGAUUAUGAUAUUAUGGCUGGCAUGAAUACCACCUUCCUAGUGGGUAGUUUAGUUAUUGUGCCAUGGGGUUUAGAUUAGUGUGGAUGAGUUGAGAUUAUCUACCUACGUACUGUAGAGUCGAGUGUAUUCCCAGUAUGAUGAUGAGAGAGCGAGAGAACGAGGACAAGGAAAGAAUCUACCUCCUUCGUAUGACUAGGUAGUUGGAGGUACAUACAAAUUAUUAGUACUUCUGGACCCGUA